Entrophospora sp. SA101 is the source of this 312-nucleotide messenger RNA. NCBI's taxonomy places the organism in Eukaryota, Fungi, Glomeromycota, Glomeromycetes, Entrophosporales, Entrophosporaceae. The record is from the annotation of a GenBank genome assembly.
AUGCCUACCUGGAAAGUAAAACAUAUGGGGAUGGCAUUUAAUGGGGAUGAUCUCAACUCUUCUAGAAAAGAUUUAAAUUAUCGUGCAAUUCAAAAUUUUUGUUCAGCGUCUUCAUAUGAUCCAUAUGUACCUAAGGAGGGCGCUGCUGGUGGACCACCUUCAAAAACUGCAGAAAUUCAAAAAAAAAUCGACGAGACAGUAGAAGUUAUGCGUGAUAACCUUAAAUCCGUUGCCGUAAGAGGAGAGAGAUUAGACACUUUACAAGAUAAAACCGGUAAAGAAAUUAUGUUGGAGAAUAAAGAAAAACUUUAA